Messenger RNA from Drosophila rhopaloa, 996 nucleotides. RefSeq names its product serine protease 1 (gene sphinx2). Gene Ontology annotation, molecular function: serine-type endopeptidase activity. Gene Ontology annotation, biological process: proteolysis. Bases 24 to 806 code for a protein of 260 amino acids. The transcript has a single exon. The record is from RefSeq and is a predicted model, not a curated record. NCBI's taxonomy places the organism in Eukaryota, Metazoa, Arthropoda, Insecta, Diptera, Drosophilidae.
UAAGGGAUUGCUAUUGCUUAGCAAUGAAGCUCAUCUUUGUAUUGCUACUUACAUCAUCACUAAUUUUGGCCAGUGAGGACAAAAAAACAAAGAUCCAGCCUAGGAUCUACGGCGGCUAUCGAGCCAAACCAUAUACAGUCCUUUACAUAGUUGGAAUCGUCCUGGCAGAAAGUUUUACGUCCUCACUUGAAUUUGGAGCCGGUACAGUGAUUUCAAACCAAUGGGUCCUCACAGUCGGGACACUUCUCAAAUAUAGGUUUCUUGAACUCCACCUCGGCUCACGAAGAGCGUGGUGGGGCUAUAAAAUUGCAAGGAUAUACAAGGAAAACUACUACAUCCACCCAAAUAAAUUACACGACGUUGGAUUGAUUAAAUGUCCGUAUAUGAAGUUCAGCGAUCGAUUACACCGGGCACGGAUUCCGCCUAUUCCGGUAAGAGAUGACCGCUACGUGGGAAAUUUAACAUUGAUCUGCGGCUGGGGAAAAAGAGAUAGGCAAUCGAAACUGGAAAAGUGGCUGCAGUGCAUUCAUGUGGUGAUCAUGUCCAACGAAGAGUGCGCAAAGAUUUAUCCCCAGUUGCGUACAUGGAAUGUCUGCACCUCCGGAGAGGGCGAGAAAGGUAUAUGCGAAGGUGACAUCGGCGGACCCGUGGUCACAAUCAGCGACAGGCCCAUCUUAGUGGGAAUUAUACAUAUUUUGUCUGGCUGUAAGGGUUCGUGGCCAUCGAUACACAUACGUACCAGUGAUCACCUUAAUUGGAUAAGGUCCAAGUCCAAUGUAUAUUUUGAUAGUUUCUUUGGCAGAUGAUCACGACAAAAAGGAUAGUUAUACUUGCAGCAUCUGAUAAAUUGAUUAUUUACACCAAUUUUGUUUGUGUCCAAUUAAAUCAUGAAAGAAAACACAUAUAAUUUGCUAUGUUUAAAUAAUGUCCAUUUUACUGGGAUUUUAAAAAUGAAAAUGUACAUUAGAUUUUGGUGUGUAAUAAAUGUAUUUUUAA